Lacerta agilis (Sand lizard) is the source of this 1017-nucleotide messenger RNA. RefSeq names its product SCAN domain-containing protein 1-like. The record is from RefSeq and is a predicted model, not a curated record. The transcript is spliced from 2 exons. The coding region runs from base 242 to 1000 and encodes 252 amino acids. NCBI's taxonomy places the organism in Eukaryota, Metazoa, Chordata, Lepidosauria, Squamata, Lacertidae.
GGGGGCGCGGGGACUUCCUGGCCCGCCCACCGUGGGGAGGCGGACUUUGGCGGACUCCGGGAGCCUCUUCCCGGCGGGUUCAGAGGAGCGGAGGAGGGAGGCGGCUCCGGGCUGGUCUUCUGCAAGCAGGGAGAAGCCUCCUUAACCCAGAUUCCUAAAUUCUGUCUGUAUAAGCCACCUUCUCUGCCUGUGGACUUCUCUGAAAACAACUGGCCACUGCCAGGUCAGGCGGCAGUGGAAAAUGGCAGUAGAGUGGGGCGAUGUGUCGACACUGGGCGUAAAGUUAAAGUCUGCCCCCUGGACUACGAUUAAGGUUGAGGAGCCGGACCCAGAAACGGAGCAGAGUCUGGUUCUUGAGAUCCAGGAAGGGGGCACUAGAGGAUUCUGGGAAAGAACCGUUCCGCCACAGGCAAACCGGGAAGGCAAUGAAGAGGUGCAGCGGAGCUGGGAAGCUCGACUUCAGGGCUUUGUGAAGGCUCUCGAGUCCCCUCAUUUGGACGGGGGCCACUCUCAACCUCCACGGCCCGCCCCGCAGGACAAUUGUGUCAGGGAAGUGGCCAGAGGACAAAGGGCCACCAAACUCCCGCCAGGCCUCUGCUUAGAGGAGUCGCACAAAGCCCUGCUGCCCCAAGAUGGGGCAGGCGGCGGGAAAGUGAAGGAAGAGGCCCCAGAGGGGGAGACGGUCGCCAAGGAUACUCUGCGGCUGCGCUUCAGACAUUUCUCCUGCCGCGAAGCAGAGGGGCCGCGGGACGUGUGCCGGAGGCUCCGCAAACUUUGCCACCGGUGGCUGAAGCCCGAAAGGCGCACCAAAGAGGAGAUUGUGGAGCUGGUGGUCUUGGAGCAGUUCCUGGCCCUCCUCCCGAAAGAAAUCCAGAGCAGGAUCAGGGCCUGGGACCCAGAGACUUGCUCGCAGGCAGUGGCCUUGGCGGAAGAUUUCCUGAUGAGGCAGCGGCAGGAUGAGGAGGAAGAAAAGGAGGAGGUAGCUGUGUUUGAUAACUGAGUUGGUCCUCGUUCGGC